Messenger RNA from Venturia canescens, 3999 nucleotides. RefSeq lists its product as uncharacterized. The transcript is spliced from 5 exons. The coding region runs from base 574 to 2418 and encodes 614 amino acids. The record is from RefSeq and is a predicted model, not a curated record. NCBI's taxonomy places the organism in Eukaryota, Metazoa, Arthropoda, Insecta, Hymenoptera, Ichneumonidae.
AUUGGUGGAUGAAAAUAUUUUUCCUUUUCUCUUUCUGUUUCUCCUCUCUUUCUCUCUUGCCCCUCAUAAAGUGGCUAUCCGGCUGCUACGCGGAGCGGCGGAGCCACCACUCUCGAAACUAUACUGCUGCCUGCACGUAUCCGUCGUUUGGGCCCAAAGACUUCAGUCUGACGCGUGCUGUCGUAGAGUUCACAUCAGUGUCGUUGCCGUUGAAGGAAAACGAAUAAAUUUCGCGCUGCGUAACAAUUAUUUCAUAACAAAACGAGAGAAAUCGUAUAAAGACAAAUAUAAAAAUCAUUGAAGCGAGUAUUUUUCAUUGUUACACGUUGAAAAUGGUAGUUUCCGAACCCAAACCAUAAAAAUGUGAGUUUUAAUUCGAUAAAAAACGUGAGUGCAAUUGUUUGUGUUUAUACAUCGCGAGGGGGCUCUUUGGGAUAAUCCAAAUUUUGAAUAAUGUUCCAAAGUGCAUCCCCGACCAUUUAGUGUGUCCCGAUAUCUUCGAAAAACAGAAGUUGAAAACGUUUUUACCCGUUCAGUGUUUCUUCUCCCACAAUUAGUUUUUCUUUCGUAAAUAUGAAUGAGAACGGUCCCAAAGUCGAAUUUGCCCUCGGGAGCCAAGUAUCGCCCGGGCAUUAUUUCAAGAGUUCGUUCGCUCGAUCCUUCGUGACCAACUGCCGUGACGCAAAGUCUCUGGACCUCGAGUUUGCGGAUAACGGAACUAACGAUGAGGAAUCCGAGAACAAUCUCUUUUCCGACAGUAAAAACAAUCAUUUUUUCUCACUUAUGAAUUUUGGGACACCCGAGCCCCGCGACGGCUCUAAUGGACCACAAUCUUCCACAUGGCAGGCUUUCAAUGAGGCGCCCCCAAGCACUCCGGAUAUCGGGGAGUUGGACAAGCUUCGAAAGCAAUGCCAGAGCCUCACCGAGGAAAAUCGGAGACUCGCAGAAUCGCUGCAAACGAGCCAGGUACCCCGCGCCCAAAUGAUCGACAACGUUCUUCUGCAGACGCAGAUCGACACGCUCCAAUGGCAGCUCAAACAGACGGAGGCGAACAGGCAAAUGUACCGUUCACUUAUGGGUCAAAUCGUUCGCUUCCUGGAGCGAGCUCGCAAGAGCCUGGACAUUCUUCACGAGAAGAGUAAUCCGAAAGGCAAAAUUUCGCGUGUACCGCGGAGUCGCAGCGUGCAGGGAAUCGACGAGAGGGACGACAGCAUCGGGAGGAACAAGAAGCGCGACAACGACGUCGCCGCAGCCUCAACGAACAAUCGUCCGAUUGGAAACAGCCCCGGCUCGAGAUUCACCAGAGCCAAAUCCGUCGCUCAAAUAUCCCCGCAACCCUCGAACGGCAUUCGCGACUUCACCUGGUCCGUUUUACGGAAAAACGACCCCGGGCAUUCCACCCCACCGAGGAGCAAAUCCAAACAACAGCUCAAUCAAUCCUUCUCGCCUUCCCCCACUCCGCUCAACGAACUCAAUCAAACCCACGAAGGAGUCAUCUAUAGGAGACCCCAACACCCUGCUGAAAUCGACCCUGACAAUGUGCCACCCGAGAAAUUGUCGCAGGAAGCCUUUCGGUUGAUGAGAACGGUCCAAUCGUUGUUGGCGAUGCGUGAACCGGAUUUGGCGAUGAUAUCAUCGAACGAGGAGGAAGAAAUGUUCGGCUCGAUGAUCGGGAACGAGUUGUCGUCGUCGUCCCUGAGGAACAGCAGCUUCGUAAAUUCUACGUUAUUGAACGACGCGAUGUCGUACAACGAGGGCUGCUCGUCGAGUGAGCGAGGGAGCACGGAGUCCGGUGGAGAGACGAACGAGAGAGAAAAGUACGGGAAAGCGUCGGUGAACGGUUUGGACAAUUCGACGAGCAGCACGAGCACGCUGCAGACGUUGGUACCGCGGGCGAGGCGCUCGAUCGACGCGACCUCGAUGAACUCCAACUCUGGGAGCAGCAAAACUACGGAGGAGGAUGAGGAGGAGGAGAAUCGAGGGAACUCGACGGGUUCCGGAGAAUCGACCCUCUCGACGGAACUGGCUUUCAAAGGGAAGCGCGAGGUUUGCCCGACUUCGACGCCGAGUCGUCGCGCAGCUAACAAAGCCGACAAAAAGGAACCCUCCCGGUGGCUGAGGUCGAAAAUUCGACCGAAAUCAUCGAGAAGCGUCAGCAGCGCCGAAGACGAAAGUGGGUUUUCAUCCAUGAGCUCCUUCCAAGAAGUCGGACUUCCUUUGCAAUUCGUACCGAGCACGCUCAGCCCCAUCAAGGGCUGCCACACCGAAGUCGGCCUGCCAGAAAUCCCCAUCGAGAAAAUUCCCCAUCGCAGAUGGUCCUCGACGCCCGCCGAAAUAGCCGCCAUCUUCAAAAGACACAGCACACAUUUCGCUGGAAGCACUUCCGGCACUUCCGAAUCCCUCAGCGUUUGGGUCUGACGGAAUGCGGCUUCGCCGAUUACGAAACCAGCGAGCGAAGCUCACCUCUUGCUAUGUACAUAAAACCACACGGAAACCCUUCAGCACGUUUAUUUAUACACGACCUUUUUGGGUUCAUCGAAUCAAGUGUCAUCGUUGCCCCAUUUUUCCCGCCCAUCUAACUUUCAAUUAUUCCAUUUUUCAAACAAUUUUCAUUUUUUUCAAUCCCCCUUUCUUCGUACGAGUUAUCGUCAUCGUGUUUUCUCAUUUGCUUUAAUGCAGUUUGACAGAAUAUUUUCAAUUAACAUCGCUAAAGAACAUUGAGAUUCGUUUAAAUAAUAUUGCCCGCACUUUCUGCUUCGUUCUCGUUCAACGUUGCUUUCGUGCUUUGAGUCAAAUCGUGUACCCAAACCUGUGGCCAAGGCCCCCCCCCCCCCCCCCCCCCCGUUGUCUCUCCAGCCUGAGGCUUUCGCCUUUUUUUCAUUCGAAUAAGUUUAAUUAAUAAGUUUGAUUCCUAAUUUCCGUGAGAUCGGAGGUAUUUUUUUUCAACCCGAUCGAUGUCAGUCCAGCAUCGUCCGAAAGCAAAAAACAAAAGAUUUUCGGUUAUUCGAACUUUGCUGCUGUUUUCCGAGCCAUGAAUGUUUGUUAAUCAGAGCGGUUCAUUAUUACGAAUACUUGGAUUUGCUGCUACUGUGACGAAUUUUUGUAAACUUUUUUUAAUAAUAUUAUCAUAUAAUAUCACGAUUAUAUCAUAAUAAUUAUAAUUCAAUGGAAAACCGUUUUGCCACAAUGAUUCGUAAUGAUAUCGACAAAUGAAGUAUUUCGAUGAUAAUUUUCCCUCCGACGACACACUUCGCGUAUGAAAACGAUGAAAAAAAGCAUCGGCAUAGAUUUUUCCACCGUAAAUACGUUUCCAACCUUUCGAUUGCACGUCGCUGUCAAUUUGUACCUCUGACUUUUCGUUUUCCUCGUGAAAACAGAAGAAAAAAAAAACAGUUUAAUUACACACCUUGGAUAAUGAAGAGAACGUAUUCGGUGCAAAAUUGACGAUGGAAAAUUCAUUUAAAAAAAAAAAAAAAAAAAAAAAAAAAUCGAAAACGUAAAGAAAAUAAGAUUGCGUUUAUAAAAAAAUGGCAACAGUCGUGAGUGAAUAUUCGGUGGUGUACAUUCGACUGGAAAAAGCGCCUUAUCUCAUAAACUGCAGGACGAGAAGUGAUACCAAAUUGAAUUUAUCGAAGAGUGGUAUAUGAGUAAUAAUUUGAUAAAAAUAGAGAUAGAGCAGCGUGUAUCAAUUUUUUUGUACGUUUAGUCAUUCGUUAAUAUUUUCCGUGGUAUAUUUAUUUACGUGACCGUUGUCAAAUGUUUGCGAGCGUUAAUCUGAAAUUCCGGACACGUAAAUCCUCACUGUGAGUACGUAUUUUUAAAAAAAGAUAUAUAUAUAUAUAUAUUCGUGCGAAUUUGUCCCCGUGGUAAAAAAGAAGGAUAUAAAAAGUUAAUUAAUACAUUAAGAACGGCUGGAGCUGAACAUUUUUUCAUUUUUAUGUGAAUUUUUAUUCGAAUGAAAAGCUUGUGAAUUAAAAAUUGAUUACUGUUCGAUAAAAA